UUCUCUGUAGAAUGUAUGAAAAUAUUUUUUUAUCGGUUUAUCCUUUUCGAUGUUAUGACGCAAAAUCUCUCUUGCGUCCAUAAAGAAGCACUUUCUCCUAUUUUCCUAUUUAUUUUGCUUAUUUAUUCUCAUAAAAUUAUUAUUUUAAAAUUAUUUUGUAUUAUAUUUAACCAGGGCUCCGAUUCCUACUUUUUUAAAAGUAUUCUACUUUUAAAUCGACCUCCAUACUUACGAAAUUGA
Molecule: messenger RNA, 240 nt
Organism: Meloidogyne enterolobii
Lineage: Eukaryota; Metazoa; Nematoda; Chromadorea; Rhabditida; Meloidogynidae
Source: the annotation of a GenBank genome assembly